AACCUUAAAAGAUAUAUAACAAUUAGUAUAAUUUGGUAACCUUAAAAGAUAUAUAACCAUUACAUUUGGUAAACCUUCUUUGUUGUGUUUGUGUGUUGUAGUAUCUUAAGGGUCACUGUCAUGGAUAUGAAUCUUAUAUUCAUGCAUCCUAGACUCCUAGUUCCGGUCAGUUCCGUCCAACUUUUGUUUUUAAAUAAUACAUAUGUCUCCAUUAUAUUAUAAUCACGUAUCCAAACUCAUAAGGCAAGUUAGGUCUCUGUUGGUCAAUUUGGUUGUAUCUACCGUUGAUAAAACCGUAACAUCCUUUGUGGUAAAAAUUGGGCAUGAAAACACAUAUAACGACAUAUGAUAACAUACAGAGAACAUUAAUUGAUUAACAAAGCACACACAUACAUUCAUUAUGCACAUACACAUUAAAAGAUAGAGAUGCGCAGAAACACAUGACAUAACUUUCCAAUGGAGAUAAAAUACCAAAUGAAGCUAUGGUUUUCUUUAAUUGUGCUUUUUGCAAUUACAACAUCGGCUUUGGGGGAAUUUGGAGGACCAUUACUGAAGGAUUUUUAUAAAGAGAGUUGCCCAUUAGCAGAGGAAAUCGUGAAGCAUAACGUCGAGGUUGCUGUUCUCAAAGAUCCUCGUAUGGCAGCUUCUCUUCUUCGUCUUCAGUUCCACGACUGCUUCGUCUUGGGUUGUGAUGCGUCUGUGCUCUUGGACACACAUGGAGAUAUGGUGAGUGAGAAACAAGCAACUCCUAAUGUGAACUCUUUACGUGGAUUUGAAGUAAUCGACUACAUUAAGUACCUCCUCGAAGAUGCAUGUCCUCUAACCGUGUCCUGUUCCGAUAUCAUCGCUAUGGCCGCUCGUGACUCUGUCUUCCUGAGAGGUGGACCAUGGUGGGAAGUUUUGCUAGGAAGAAGAGACUCAUUAAAAGCAAGCUUCGCAGGCGCAAACCAAUUUAUUCCAGCACCAAACUCGUCCCUCGACAGCCUCAUCAACAAUUUCAAACAACAAGGCCUCGACAUUCAAGAUCUCAUUGCUCUUUCGGGUGCUCAUACAAUAGGAAAAGCGAGAUGCUUGAGCUUCAAGCAACGCAUUGUUCAACCAAACAUGGAACAAACGUUCUACGUGGACGAGUUCAAGAGACACAGCACAUUCAGGCGAGUCCUACGGUCACAAUGCAAAGAUUCAAGCCGUGACAACGAACUGUCACCAUUGGAUAUCAAGACAGAAGCAUACUUUGAUAACCAUUAUUACAUAAAUCUGUUAGAGGGGAAAGGGUUGCUGAUUUCAGAUAACGUUCUGGUCACAGAAGAUCACGAAGGAGAGAUCUUUCGAAAAAUAUGGGAAUACGCAGUGGACCAAGACCUCUUCUUCAUAGAUUUUGUGGAAUCCAUGUUGAAAAUGGGUAGCAUCAAUGUUCUUACUGGUAUUGAAGGCGAAAUAAGAGAGAACUGUAGGUUUGUAAAUGUCUGAAUUCAAGAAAAUGUUUUAUCAUUACAAAUUAACCAAGAUUAAAUUACGCGUUUUGUUGGUGCGAAA
Capsella rubella is the source of this 1536-nucleotide messenger RNA. Its product is annotated as peroxidase 20. The record is from RefSeq and is a predicted model, not a curated record. Bases 457 to 1470 code for a protein of 337 amino acids. The transcript is spliced from 3 exons. Gene Ontology annotation, molecular function: heme binding; peroxidase activity. Gene Ontology annotation, biological process: hydrogen peroxide catabolic process; response to oxidative stress. NCBI's taxonomy places the organism in Eukaryota, Viridiplantae, Streptophyta, Magnoliopsida, Brassicales, Brassicaceae.